Messenger RNA from Paramecium tetraurelia, 750 nucleotides. RefSeq lists its product as uncharacterized. The transcript is spliced from 2 exons. Lineage: Eukaryota; Ciliophora; Oligohymenophorea; Peniculida; Parameciidae. The record is from RefSeq and is a predicted model, not a curated record.
AUGAUGACAUUCUUAAGUAACCAACCCAUGAAAACUUAAUUACUUACAUACUCCACCAUAGUUAUCAUAAUAGUUUCAGUCUUAACAUAUCUAACAGGGUAUUUUGGAGGUUAGUAUAUACUUCAAGAUUUUUUGGCUUAAUCUGACAUUAUCUAUGAGAGAGUAAAUUCAAAUAAAUCCAGCCUUACAAACUAUUAUUUAAAGCAUUUUAAUUCUUAUUUUGAAAUAAACUCUACUCCAUUAAUUAUUCUAAAUAAAUUGUACCUACAUUAUAUAGGAAUUGUAACUACAUAUGAAAUAAACGUAAAUAACUUUGGUGGUUCAAAUCCUUUUCCAUCAGUUUUGGCAGAUAAAAAAAAUUAGAAAUAUUCUGAUUCAAUAUUAUGUUAUGCAUUUAAGCAGGAAUUUCUGGCAUAAAAUACUGAAGUUAUUUAAGAGGUCUCAUUCGCAGACUUUUUGGCACCUCUAGGAUAAAUCAUUCAUUCCCAAUUUGAUGAAAAUAGGCCAUUGAUUUAUGGAUACAUAAUAAAAAAUCCCAAGAUACUAUAUUCGUAUCCAUGUUAUUCAUAUGGUGAAUCAUUUGAAGAAUACAUUCCAGAAUCAAGGCCAUGGUUUAAAGAGGCUCAGAAUGCAUCUGAGAAAGUUACUAAAAAUUUUGAGUACGAGUAUUCAAUAUCAGAUCCAUAUUUAUGUAAACUAAUGAUAUUUAUGUAUCAGUUAAUUAAGCAAAAGAAAUUGGAAUAACUUUGA